Molecule: messenger RNA, 1866 nt
Organism: Miscanthus lutarioriparius
Lineage: Eukaryota; Viridiplantae; Streptophyta; Magnoliopsida; Poales; Poaceae
Source: the annotation of a GenBank genome assembly
AUGGGUCCUCUCCUCCGUGCCGCCGUGCUCUCCGUCGCGCUCCUCGCCCUCGCCGCCGUGGGCGGCGAGGCGCACAGUGCCACCGAUUUCCUCAACAUCUUCAAGCCGCGGAACGAGCACGACUACUUCCACAACGCGAACCAGGGGCAGGAGGAGGACGUGAUGCCCCGGGCCAGCGACCAGCAGAACCUCAUCACGGCGCCGGUGACCAAGAGCGGCCUCAUGGAGGUGCCUCCCCGGUCCGCGCCCACCGCGGUGGCGCAGGACACGGUGGUGCUCCCCGUGGACAACGCCGCGGGGUUCCCCGGCGCGUGGUCUAUCAUCAGCGAGAACGCUGGCGUGUCCGCGAUGCACCUGGUGAUCAUGCGGAGCGACAAGGCCAUCAUGUUCGACACGGUCACCACGGGCCCGUCGCUGCUGAGGCUGCCCAAGGGGAACUGCCGCCUCGACCUCCGGAGCAAGGAGGUCGGCGCCCAGGACUGCGCCGCGCACGCCGUCGAGUUUGAUUACGCCACGGGCGGGGUCAGGGCCCUCAAGGUCUUAACGGACGUGUGGUGCUCAUCGGGCGCGCUCGACGCCGAGGGCAACCUGGUGCAGACCGGCGGCUACUUCGAAGGGGAGAAGGUUGUGAGGUACCUGAGCCCAUGCGGCAACUGCGACUGGAGGGAGUUCCCGGGGAGCCUGGCCGAAGGAAGAUGGUACGGGACGCAGCAGAUACUUCCGGACGGGCGCUCCAUCGUGCUCGGUGGCCGGCGUGCGUUCAGCUACGAAUUCGUUCCGGCGGAAGGCCAGUCGAACGCCCAAGCCAAUAACCUCCAGAUACUUCGUGACACCACCGACGACGUGGAGAACAACCUGUACCCGUUCGUCCACCUCCUUCCCGACGGGACUCUCUUCAUCUUCGCCAACGACCGCUCCAUCCUGUUCGACCCCAGGAACGGCCAGGUCGUCCGCGAGUUACCGGUCCUCCCGGGCGGGGGCCGGAACUACCCAGCCUCCGGCAUGUCGGCGCUCCUCCCGCUCGACCUCCGCCGCGGCGACGUCCUCAGUCCCGAGGUCAUCGUCUGCGGUGGUUCCCCCAAGAACGCCUUCAAGCUCGGCGAGGCCAACAUUUUCAACGCCGCUCUCAAGGACUGCGCGCGCAUCAACCCGUUGAAGCCCGACGCGCGGUGGGCGACCGACCAGAUGCCCGUGAGCCGCACCAUGGGCGACCUGCUCAUCCUGCCCACCGGCGACCUGCUCAUACUGAACGGCGCGGCUAAGGGCUGCUCGGGCUGGGGUUUCGGGCGGCAGCCCGUGCUGAGCCCUCUCCUGUACUCUCCGCGGCAGAAGCGGGGCUCGCGGUUCCGGGCGCUGGCACCGACGACCAUCCCGCGCAUGUACCACGCCACCAGCGCGGUGCUGCCCGACGCCACCGUGCUCGUGGCCGGCAGCAACACCAACUCCGCUUACAACUUCAGCGGCGUCGACUUCCAGACCGAGGUGCGCGUCGAGCGGUUCACCCCGCCGUACCUCUCCCCGGCGCUCGAGGCCAACCGGCCCAUGAUCGACGUGGGGACCGUCCCCGGCGACGGGAUGGCGUACGGAGCCAAGUUCACGUUCCAGUUCUCCACGCCCGUGCAGGCCGUGGCCGAGGCCGACGUGAAGGUCACCAUGUACGCGCCAGCGUUCACGACGCACGGGUACUCCAUGAACCAGCGGCUGCUGGUGCUGUCCGUCACCGCGUUCACGGCCAACUGGCAGAGAUACACGAUAACGGUCGACGCUCCGGGAAAGCCUGAGCUCGCGCCGCCCGGCUACUACCUGUUGUACGUCCUGGCGAAAGGCGUGCCGAGCAAGGCCGCGUGGGUGAAGGUACACAAGUGA